GCGAUUCUCAUUUAUAACCGUGGUCUCCUCGACUCUCCGUCGACAACCAUGGCGGCAAAGGGCAAGGCACCGGCAGUGGGAGCAGCAUCUUCAAAUUGGCUGGCUCUUCAAAAGACGAUCUCCAAAAAAGCGUCUUCAGCAGACGGACCUCCUCAGAAACGCCGCAAGGUCGACAAAACGCGCUCGGUGUCCGUCGCCCCAGUCGCAUCCACAUCAAAAACGACCAUCGAGGAUGACUUUCCUCGCAAUCACAACCAUACACGCAUCGCCCAGGUUAAGGCCGAUGAACCAGUCGACUACGACAGCACCGAGCGCAAAAACGGCGAAUCGCUCGGCCACCUGCGCAAGAUGAUCUUUGGAAAAGUCGAGCACACCUCGGCACAACAAGCACCCGGGAAAUACGUCGCCGUCGACUGCGAGAUGGUCGGCGUGGGCAUCGACGGCGCGGAGUCGUCCCUCGCGCGCGUCAGUCUCGUUAAUUACCAUGGGUAUGUGCUGCUCGACGAGUUCGUGCGCCAGAAGGAGCGCGUUGCGGACUAUCGGACGCAGUGGAGUGGGAUACGAGAGAAGGAUAUGCUUCUAGCGAAACCUUUCAAUGAGAUACAGGCUCAGGUGGCUGAGAUCGUCAAGGAUAAGGUCUUGAUUGGGCACGCUAUACACAACGAUCUCAAGGCACUCCUACUAUCCCACCCAGGCCCCAUGACGCGUGAUACACAGCACCUCGCUGCAAAACACAAUGUUGUCAAGGGCAAGCGCCCCGCACUUCGGAAUCUAGUAAAGCAGGAGCUCAACGUCACGAUCCAAGGGGGCGAACAUUCUAGUGUAACGGACGCGCGAGCCACGAUGGCCGUCUUCCGCCUGCACCGCAAAGAGUGGGAAAAGGGCAUACGGCCCAUGCCGUCGUCCUCGCAGCCUGCGUCGCGGAAACGCUCUGCGGAGGAUGCCGACGUUGACGAUUUAGAGGAAGGAGAGUCGGAGAAAAGGCAGAUGCCAGUGGGUGGACGGAAAGGCGUGAGCUCGGGCUUGUCGACCAUCAUAAAGCGGAAGGGCGCGAGCGCGAGCGAAAAGCCGAGGAACGAGUGGUGGAAGGACCUAGGAAGCAGUAAGGUGAAAGGAACGUUGAGGUUGUAGGGUAGCGGUGUGGUCCAUGUUUCGAUGUAUACCACCGGGUUCAUGGGCAGCCUAACAAGGCCUCGAGGGAGCUGCGUUGAGGUUGUAAUUCAACACCACCGAGGACAGACUGAGUUCGUGGACUCCCUCAAGCGUAUAUCUGAGGUAAUUCCGGCAAAGUUGAUGUAGUGAUCCAACACCGACGACCUCCGAGCGCCCGCCUCUCCAAUCCAACUCCGACCCUGUCGGAACGCUCCUUUGUGUCCGAUUCACGUUGCUCCUGCGUCCCUCACGCGCGCUCGGCUCGUUUUCCCCUUCUCGCUACGCCGCUUGUGACACCCUCCAACGCGGUCGCGAUGCCUUCGUCUAGGGUUGAGUGAUGACUGAUGCACGCUAUGUGCUUACCUGAAACUCUUCAGGUCAG
This is a messenger RNA of Coniophora puteana RWD-64-598 SS2, 1534 nucleotides long. RefSeq names its product MipD protein. Gene Ontology annotation, biological process: ribosomal large subunit assembly; rRNA processing. Gene Ontology annotation, molecular function: 3'-5' exonuclease activity; nucleic acid binding. The record is from RefSeq and is a predicted model, not a curated record. Gene Ontology annotation, cellular component: nucleus. The transcript has 6 exons. The coding region runs from base 49 to 1131 and encodes 360 amino acids. Lineage: Eukaryota; Fungi; Basidiomycota; Agaricomycetes; Boletales; Coniophoraceae.